AUGGGGACACUCUCGGCCUCAUACGGGUCCACUAAUGGGGCCGGUUCGCACGCGACCUGGGCCAAGUCGCUGUCGCUCCUGGAGCUCACGAAGGCCGUGCACGACCCGCUCAAGGCCUCGCAAGCCCUCCACAACGCCGAGGCGCUGCGCCAAGCCCCAGCGCUCGACAACGUCUUCUGCAGCUGCUACGACGUGGACACAGUGCUAACCACAGUGCAACGGAGAGAAAGGGGCCAUUUCUCCCCCGUGCAAAAGCUGCUCUUGGAGCCCGAGUCCAUCAAACAGGUCUUCGCGUACGCCACGUCCUUCAGCGACGAGCACCAUCAUUUAAGUGAAAAUGGGGUCGACGGGGAGGCAACAGACCCAAAUUCACUUAAACCGCACCCGGAUAGGUAUCGCCAAUCCUACGUGGCCACGGAGAUUAUCCUCAGAUUUUACCUAAAAGCCAUGGCCUGCUUGGAAGGGCUGGCAGUGUCGUCCUCUGAAGCGCCUACCAACAUGCCGACAAUGGUGGACUUCAGGAGCAACGCUUCGACUCGAAAAAUGGCGAGAAUCCAGCGACUACGCGCCAGUAUGCGGUUUGAGAGCUCCGGGAGCAGCAUAUCGGAGUUCAGUGUGAAUGGCGAUGAGGACGAAGAACUACUCGAAGAUCCAGCAACUCGUGGAUAUUUGCUGCGACUUGAGGACUUGACGGCAAACGAGUGGAAGCGGAUUUUUGGAGGAUUGUUCCGGUUUUUGUGGCCGCUGAGGAUACAAAAUGGCGGAGACAACGGGGAAAAUACUGUUGUGGAUGACGAAGUGGAGGUUGACAGCGUCUUGGCUGCCAACAUGUGUCGGAUCACGAAGAAUUUCGUCACAUUUCCAGCGGUGCACAGACUCAUUUGCGACGAGAACGAUGAUACCGAGAGAGAAUGGCUGCUGUCGCGUCUUGCUGCUCACGCGUACAAUCCGGAUAUUGCGUCUCUGUUGCAUGGAUUAAUCCACCUUUCUAUCCGUCGAGGGUUCGAGUAUUUCCCGAUUAUCCGCUGCCUGCUUGUACGGAUUGUGGAGCAAGUGCCGACGCGACUAACGAGGUCCAUGUCCGCUGUUUCUUCCACGUCGACCGUGUCGUCCACAUCAUCAGCGUCGCCACGAUCGUCGCUCGGUGGGUCUCCACCAUCUGUAUCACCGUCUUCGUUCUUCUCGUCCAAGACGGCGCCUUUGUCUCCAUCGCUGUUUACGACACACACGACAUCCACCGUACAUGCGAGGAUAAGUGGCUGUGCGGAGAUUAUGACAAAAAUCCUCAAGGACGAAUUCCCCAACACCUUCCGGUACUACAUCCAAACGAAAAUCCAGCUGGCUUCGUUCGAGAGCGUCGAGACUUUUGAACGCGAGCUUUUUCCUCCGCGGAUGGCUCCUAGCGACCCUGCAAUGCACCAUAAACUCAAGCUCGCGGUGUUGGCCGCUUUGAUUGAAAACUCUACGAUUCUUGCGCGACUGGCGGAGCUGGGGAUGGCUGAACUUCGUUUCCUGGAUGCCCACCACAUCAAUGGCGUGUGCAUCCCCCGAGUUCUGGUGAUCGACAUCUUGCGGCAUGCGAUUGAGUUUUCUUUGCAUGAUUCGGAGCAAUUGGAGGUGUUUAUUGCGCCAGUUCACCUCGUGUUAGAUACAAUUUGCGCGUCGAUCAACUACCACCAGCACCUGUCGACGAUAUCUGAGUUCGCGGCACGUGAUUGCUUCAGUGACAGUGACUCUGAUGACGACGAUACUGAGGACGGAGAGGACUUUGACUCGGUUGCCGGUGUGAGUGGAAAAGACAGCCCGAGUAAGUCCGUGAAGCGACCUGGCGCCGUACCUGCCCGAACGACGUUGUACAUGGGGAUCACUCCUCCUGCUCUCAGCUACUCCCCUCGAUCGGGGAAGGCGGUGGUGAACCACCGACCUCUAGCAUCGACUUUGCUCGUGAUGCACGUGGUGGAAUUGCUGGAUGAUGUCAUCCGGAUGUCGAACGAUCGCAUCGAUAGUCGAUUGUCGCGCCUGGAUCUAGCCACCUCGUUGAUAGAUAUCUUCGAGAAGUUCCCAAAGGCCAGCAUCUUGCACUGCCGGUUAGUGAAGCUCUACCUGAAUCUGCUGAACAGACCGACGACCAACGGACGCGUGAACAACCCGCUGCUGCGCAGUGUCUUCCGCUCGCCAGAUUCGAUCUUGGAGUUUAUUUUGCAGAAGUUGCAUGCAAACAGCUCGGGGCAUAUUUACGACGCUCACUUGGCGAUUAUUGGAGUCAAGAUUGCCAAGAUUUGCAGCUCGCCGACGCUCCAGCAGGAGCUUAUCCGCCAGUUCUGCAACAACGUGAAGGGUUGGAACGAUUUCGCUUCUUCGUUAGUAGCAUCGCACUAUCAGCAGAUGGACGCGCUGGAUGACUCGCUCCUGGGUUUGCAGGUUGUCACUGGAGGUGGACGAAGCGGAACCCCGAGGAAGCGCAACGCCAGCGAAGACGAAGUGGACGCCGACUUCCCGCUAGCUCGACCGUCCUCGUCAGCGAGUGAGUAUCUCUCACGUGAGCUGGAGCCUUUCAGACGACUGCCGAUGGAGAAGGAGGGCUUUGGCUCUUCGCACAACCUGGCAAGAGGCAACGAGGCCGUGCACCCGAGCGACAUGUUCCAGAGCCGGUCACAGAGCAAGUUCCCGGAGUCAAUCAUCGACAUCCUGCAGUCUGACGAGUCGACUUCAUUUGACGUCGAAGAGGACGACUUCUUCGUGAGUGGGUACGCCUACCAGAAGCGUUCCAAGUGGGCCAAGGUGCAUCUGAAGUUCGAGAAGGCCACAUGCCAACUGACGUUGCAGGACGCCGCAGCUGCUGCGUGUGGGUCGCCGAGAAAUGGCGCGUCCAAGGCGACUUCUCCAUCGAAAGCCUCGAUGCUCAAGCAGUUUUUACUGGCCCACAAGCAAACGUGGACGUCUCGACCCAAGAAGCUGGUGGUAUGCAACGCGCGCAAGUGGAUCGCGUUCGGCCGGAGCUUGAAGAAGCCGAACCGCGGAGCGUUUGGCUUCCAGGUCGAAGUAUUCGACGGCCACCGAGAAGAAGACGAAACGCUGACGUUCGUCACGCGCUCGGAUGAGACGAGGAUGCGGUGGUUCGAGGCGAUGCAGUGCGCUGUGACCAGGACGCGCACAGCGCGCUACAGCUUCAGCGACAUCGACGAAGCGGCUAACACGGAGUUGGUCGAGUGUGUGGCCAAGAACCGAGGCGGCUCGUACCUGAUGGUGCCGGACGUUAACUUACUGGGGCCUAUGACGUCUGGCAGCUUCUUCAUCAAGUCGGAGGUGCCGGAAGAGAUGCCGUUCUGGGGGACGUACCAUGGGGACCAGGGGAUCAUCAAGUACGUCUCAUUAUUUAAGCAGUGCCUGGAUGUGGUCUCGGUCGAAGAGAAGAGCAUUCAGGCUAUUGGGUAUUCCGUGAUCGUGGAGUUCGACGCGACGUUCCGUCGGUCCGAGAGCACCGCGGACUUUGACGACUCGGAGCCGCCGGCAGUCAAGUGCGCGUGCACCGACACGUACCUGAUCAGUGGGAAUCAGAUCAUCGGGUUGACGCGCACGAUCGCAGACUCGGAAAAGCUGCUGCAGCUCCUCUGUGACGAUGAAUAG
This is a messenger RNA of Phytophthora sojae, 3627 nucleotides long. RefSeq lists its product as hypothetical. The coding region runs from base 1 to 3627 and encodes 1208 amino acids. Lineage: Eukaryota; Oomycota; Peronosporomycetes; Peronosporales; Peronosporaceae. The transcript has 3 exons. The record is from RefSeq and is a predicted model, not a curated record.